Molecule: messenger RNA, 977 nt
Organism: Piliocolobus tephrosceles (Ugandan red Colobus)
Lineage: Eukaryota; Metazoa; Chordata; Mammalia; Primates; Cercopithecidae
Gene: CSKMT
Product: citrate synthase lysine methyltransferase
Exons: 2
Coding region: 235-957 (240 amino acids)
Source: RefSeq, a predicted model, not a curated record
GUCUGCGGACGCUGUAUCUCCUCUUCCACUUCCCGCUGCAGCCAAUAAAGGCCGUUCCUACCAUAGUCAGUCUGUGUCCGCGUUCCUUUUUCCGAGACUGAAGAGUUCGGGGAAGCUGUAUGCCGCCUUUCGCUACGCGGAAUUUGCAGAUCUUCCCCUGGACCUCGGGCCUCUGGAUGGAGUAGGGUGGACGCUUCACACAAGGUUCUCUGGUCGAACUUAACGAACCUCCAGAUGGCUGCGCUGCGUCGAAUGUUCCACUUGCCGAGCCUGAUGAUGGGGAUGUGCCGCCCCUUUCCGGACUCACUGGCUGGUAGCUGCCUGGCGGACCGCUGUCUCUGGGAUCGGCUGCAUGCCCAGCCCCGUUUGGGCACUGUCCCCACCUUCGACUGGUUCUUUGGAUAUGAGGAAGUCCAGGGGCUCCUACUACCGUUGCUGCAGGAGGCACGGGCUGCCAGUCCUCUGCGGGUGCUGGAUGUGGGCUGUGGGACCUCCAGCCUAUGUACAGGCCUCUACACCAAAUCUCCACACCCAGUGGAUGUGUUAGGGGUGGACUUUUCUCCUGUGGCUGUGGCCUACAUGAACAGCCUCCUGGAGUGUGGCCAAGGCCAAACACCUCUAUGCCCUGGGCACCCUUCCUCCAGCCUCCACUUCAUGCACGCCGAUGCCCAGAACCUGGGGUCUGUGGCUUCUUCAGGCUCUUUCCAACUACUGCUGGACAAGGGCACCUGGGAUGCUGUUGCCAGGGGAGGUCUGCCUAGGGCUUACCAACUGCUAUCAGAAUGCUUGCGGGUUCUAAACCCUCAGGGGACCCUAAUUCAGUUCUCGGAUGAGGACCCUGAUGUGCGACUGCCCUGCCUGGAACAAGGGUCCCGUGGCUGGGCUGUGACUGUGCAGGAGCUAGGCCCUUUCAGGGGCAUCACCUACUUUGCUUACUUGAUUCAAGGCUGUCAUUAAAGACAUUUUAGUAGUCCUAA